AUGCCUCAUCAAUCGGGACAUUGCAAGAAACCAAUCCUUAUUGGUCCAUCCAUACUUAAUGCUGAUCUUUCUCGUUUGGCUGAUGUUUGCUCAAAUCUGAUGGAUGCCGGUGCUGAUUACUUGCAUUUAGAUGUAAUGGAUGGACACUUUGUUCCUAAUCUGACAAUUGGUCACCCGGUCGUUGCCACAUUGAGGCCGCAUCUUCCCUCCAAAACGUUUCUGGAUCUUCAUAUGAUGGUCGCUGAACCAGAAAAGUGGAUCGAUGGCAUGAAAUCUGCAGGUGCAUCGCAGUAUACUUUUCACUAUGAAGCCACCAGUGAUGUACCACGUUGCAUUCGACUCAUUCGUGAAGCUGGCAUGAAAGUCGGUUUGGGAAUCAAACCAAAAACUCCAGUUGUCGAAAUCCUCCCGUUCGUGGACAGCGUGGACAUGGUGCUUAUUAUGACAGUCGAGCCAGGGUUUGGUGGACAGAAAUUCAUGUAUGACAUGCUACCGAAGGUCAGUCAUUAA
Molecule: messenger RNA, 510 nt
Organism: Echinostoma caproni
Lineage: Eukaryota; Metazoa; Platyhelminthes; Trematoda; Plagiorchiida; Echinostomatidae
Source: the annotation of a GenBank genome assembly